Molecule: messenger RNA, 494 nt
Organism: Corylus avellana
Lineage: Eukaryota; Viridiplantae; Streptophyta; Magnoliopsida; Fagales; Betulaceae
Source: RefSeq, a predicted model, not a curated record
UCUGCCUCACAAUCUUAUCCUACCAUUGUAUUACAAAAAUCAAAGAUGGGCAAGUUCGCCACCCUGUUGAUGAUCUCCCUCCUCCUCUGCUCCACACUGACCUAUGCUGCUCGUCCAAAGCCAUCACAUUCUAACGAAAUUCCAGCGGAAACCCACAAUGGGAAUGGGGUUGCUGUGGGGGUGGGAAUACACUCUCCCAACAGGAAGCUGGAAGAUAAAGAGCAUGCAACUAAGAAAAAGGUGAUCGAUCCAUAUUUUGGUUGUGAUCCAGCUGUUGAAUUCGGAUGUUGAUGGAUAUUGCUAGAAGAGGACAACUAUUUCGACACGACAGCUGCAGAAUCUGAAACCGAGAAACCAUGAAAUUAUCCAAAAAUAAAAAUAAAUAAUAAUAAUAAUGCUUGUUGCUGUUGAUAUGAGGUCUCAUUGGCAAGUACUCUUGUCUUUCUUGGUUUAUUAUAUUUGUUCCAUUCAUGAAGAAUCUCUGCUGCAUAUAU